Rotaria sordida is the source of this 350-nucleotide messenger RNA. Lineage: Eukaryota; Metazoa; Rotifera; Eurotatoria; Philodinida; Philodinidae. The record is from the annotation of a GenBank genome assembly.
AUGGCAACAAACAAUAAUGUACAAAUGAAAAUAGAAAAUGAUAAUCAUUUAUCUCAAUAUGAUGAUCAUGUUCUUUUUAUUUAUAUUAAUCAAUGGGAAAAUCAUUCGAUUGCAAAAAUUCAACUAACAGCUCAACAAGCUCGAAAUGAUCUUCAAGGAAUUUUUAAUAAAAAACGUCAAGAUUUUGCUAACUUAUUAAAUCAAAUCAAUAAAGAAGUUGAUACAAAUUUACAUGAAAAUAUUAAUCUUUCGAAAUGUGUAGAACAAUUAGAUAAACUUCGACAAGAUUUAUCAAAUCUAUCGACAUGUAUUUAUUUAGAACAUGAUAAAAAUGAAUCACCGAUACAUUU